AUGAAUCGCAGUGGACUAACAAGGGUGCGAGUGGUGGAGGGUAGUGGAACAGCAAGCUAUGGCGACUUGUCAAGACCUAGUCUAGGAGGAACAAGAGCGGAGAUGGGUGGGCCAUGUGUGACAAGGCUGUUGUCACGCACGUUGAACAAGGCAUGGCCUUGGCUUCAGCAACGAAAGUUCUCAAACGGCAGAUCGAACGAUUUCGCACGGCGCUACGAAGCCAUGAUUCGAGAUGAAGUGAUAAGAGAGGACGAGAGGCAGAGGAAUUUGUUGAGGACUUUAUCAUUGAUCUUCUCAAGAAUAAGAAAGGAGGCGGCAAUUUCAGACGGGCCCAAGUCAAACAGCGUCGCGAAGGCAAGGAAGGGUUGUUACAUCCACGGACCUGUCGGAGCUGGGAAGACAAUGCUAAUGCACAUGUUCUAUGAGAGUGUUCGCAGCCUAGUUCCCACUCGACGAAUUCACUUCCAUGAGUUCAUGCUUUCAAUUCAUUCACGCAUACACACCUGCAAGCAAACCCGACCAGGAGUUUCUGCGAUUCAGGAGGUGGCGCGGGAGAUGGCUCGCGAGAGUGAAGUUUUGUGCCUUGAUGAAGUUCAGCUUGUGGACAUCGCAGAUGUUGCCAUCCUCUCUCAGAUUUUGCCUGUCCUGUGGCAGCAUGGCGUCUGCAUGAUUGCAACGUCAAAUGUUCCUCCGAGCAGGUUAUUCGAGGGCGGGUUGAACAGACAUGUUUACAUGCCCAAGCUAGAGAGGCUUCUUGCUGACCAUUGCUUCAUCUUCGACAUGUCAUGCAGUGGGGUUGAGGACAGGGAUCAUCGCCAAGACGCGCGGCCUGCACCCGGGCUGUACCGACUCUCGAACGCAAGGGAAUCCUUUGACAGCUUGUCAGUCAUGUGGACUUUCCUUUCUGCUCUGGACUGUCAGAGAAAUAUAAUCCAGCAACAUCACAGUGAGAGUGGCAGGAUUUCUCUACCUUACGGGAGAAGUUUGCUCGCUAAGAAGUUGGGGAGGAGAAUCAUUUGGUUAGAGUUUGCUUCCCUCUUCAACAGUGCAACUGGCGCAACAGACUUCCUGACGAUCGCCAACAGAUUCGACGUAUGCAUCCUCUCCGGAGUUCCAAGUUUUGAUCUUCACAUGCACAAUGAGGCGAGGAGGUUCAUGAACUUCAUUGACAUCUUGUACGAUGAAGGCUGCGGCCUGAUCAUCUCGGCAGAAAAACCUGCGAAUGAACUUCUGAAGGAUGUUGUCGAAUCCGAGGAUCACCAGCUUCUUCAUCCUCUUCCUGCCACCGUCGACAGCCCAGAGCUCGCUGUACUUCGUCGAGGGGGCGCAUCCUCGAGCGCAGCAACGACCUACAUCGGAGAUACGGAAUGGAGCAGCACUGGGAGGUUGGGAGUUUCUCUAGCGGCUCUGUCGGCUGUCAAGGAGCUCUCGUUCUCCAAGCACAGAGCGGUGAAGUAG
Messenger RNA from Guillardia theta CCMP2712, 1458 nucleotides. RefSeq lists its product as hypothetical. Gene Ontology annotation, molecular function: ATP binding; ATP hydrolysis activity. Lineage: Eukaryota; Cryptophyceae; Pyrenomonadales; Geminigeraceae. The transcript has 6 exons. Gene Ontology annotation, cellular component: cytoplasm; mitochondrion. The record is from RefSeq and is a predicted model, not a curated record. Bases 1 to 1458 code for a protein of 485 amino acids.